UUUUAUUUUAUUUUAAAACCGUUCUAAUUUUUCACCGAACAUUAUUAAUUCUUAAAAAGUUUGAUUUCCCCCCUUUUAUUUCUAUCUCUAGUUUUGUUUUUUUCGAAAAUUUCUCCUCUCUUGUAGGUAACCAGAAACUUGCCACAAAAAGCAAAACCAUGGAGUUAGCUUUAUGAGGAAGAGGAAGAAGAAAGGAUUUUGAGACCCCGAACAGCCUUGUGCUCUGGGGCUGUUGAUUUGGGUUAUCAUUGCACCUGGCUGAUCUUUAGCUAUGGCUGAAUUUGAAAUUACUGCUUUGAAAGAAGCUCUUUGCAAUCAAUAUAUAAUUAUGAAGAAUCUCUAUAUUGAACUAGAGGAGGAAAGAGAGGCCUCAGCUAGUGCAGCAAGUGAAGCUUUAUCCAUGAUUCUUCGGCUUCAAAGGGAAAAGGCUGCUGAGAAGAUGGAAUUGUGUCAAUACAGGAGAAUGGCGGAGGAGAAAAUGCAUCAUGCCGAAGAGAGUGUGGAGAUCCUUGAAGAAGUUAUUCAGGAGAAUGAAAUGGAAAUUUCAUCACUCAUGUAUGAGCUUGAGAUUUGUAAGCAGAAACUAGCAAGCCAUGGCAUCAAAACACCAGCUGAUGGACAAAUCAACAUAUCUGAGGAAUGGUCUUUUACCAGAAAGAAUGCCCUUACAGACAAGAAAAACUUUCAUGGUUUUCUUAGAAAGAACACCUCCUUGCCAUCUCUUUUUCAGUUGGACCAGUUGUGCUCUGAGAUGCACACUAAAUGUGAUGAAUGUGGAAUAGUAGAAAGUCACGAGCAUCUGUGGAAACAAGCUGAGGAAAUAAACAAUACGUUGAAAGAGUUAAUGCAGGCCAAAAACACUGAAGAAGCUAUGUCUCCUCUGGAUGUAGCUACUACUGAAGUCCUCAAGCCUCCAUCUAUUGACUUUAUGACUUCAGAUCAAGAGUCUGCUUCAUGUUCAUGGUAUUCAGCAGCAAGUGGUGGCACAUCUUUUGAGUCAAAGUCAGGAGGUCUCCGGAAGAAGUUAGAUAAUCGAGCUGUUUCAUGUUUACCUUCUCAAGUUAGAGGUUCAGAGAGUGCACCAGAGUCUGCUGGGGCUACUAGUUCUUGUUUGGAAGCUGAAUCAAAUGGAAACACAGUCCACCCUGCAAGUCUACAUGACAUAUUUGAAAUCUCAGACAUCCACAAAGACUGUAAACCUAACCAUCCUUGUAACCAUGUUUUUGAAGCACCAGUUCAUAGUGACAGUAUCAUGUUAGGGAUGCCUAAUCUAAUGCCACAAGAAUCUAUGGACUGCUUUCCUAGAGGCGAUGACUGGUUGAACAAAGAAUUCACAAAUGUAAAUUAUGGGAACAAGUUGGCUCCACCUAGAAAAGCACCUUCAUUGCAGCAUGGAAGCAAAUUGUCUACACCAAGUAAAGUAACCUCUCUUGGUUAUAAUUGGACUCUUAGUGACCCUGAGGCUGAAGAAAUUGGUACUUCUCAGAUGGAUUUUGAACAGCUAAAACUUUGCCUGAAGCAUUUUGAAAAAGAAAGAACUGUAAUGCAGGAAGAUACUGAAAGAUGCAAAGAACAGUUGACAUUGUUGAGGAAUAUAUUCAAGCAGCUCGACACAAUAGAAAAACUUAUAAAAAGGUCGGCAUCCAAAAAGCACUCUCCACAUGAUGACUCCAAAGUAGUCUCGGUCAUGGAGGCAAUGCUAUUCUUUUCGAUUUAAUUGUUCCAUGCUGGUACAUCUCAGGCAACACUACCUAUUCUUGAUCUACUACGGCGAAGGAACCAUAAUACUUUGUUAAUCAUACAACUUUUCAUUUUUUUGUAAUGAUGUACAUUGUGAUCACGUUACAUGUAUAUAAAAAACUGUGUUCAGCAGAAAAGCUUUAAAGUCUCUAAUGUGCAUUGAUUCUCA
This is a messenger RNA of Asparagus officinalis (garden asparagus), 1909 nucleotides long. RefSeq lists its product as uncharacterized. NCBI's taxonomy places the organism in Eukaryota, Viridiplantae, Streptophyta, Magnoliopsida, Asparagales, Asparagaceae. The transcript has 4 exons. Bases 272 to 1717 code for a protein of 481 amino acids. The record is from RefSeq and is a predicted model, not a curated record.